AUGGAUAAAAACGGCAUUGUCCUGAUGCAAAGGUACGAGUUAGGCCGUCUUCUAGGUAAGGGCACAUUCGCGAAAGUGUACCACGCACGUAGCCUCAAAACGGGAGAAAACGUAGCAAUCAAAGUAAUAGAUAAGCAGAAAGUCGCCAAAGUCGGAUUAAUCGAUCAAAUCAAACGAGAAAUAUCAGUAAUGCGUCUCGUUCGCCACCCAAACGUAGUCUUCCUCCACGAAGUCAUGGCGAGCAAAACAAAGAUCUAUUUUGUGAUGGAGUAUGUUAAAGGCGGUGAGCUUUUCGACAAAGUCUCUAAAGGAAAGCUUAAAGAAGAUAUUGCUCGGAAAUAUUUCCAGCAAUUGAUUGGAGCAAUCGAUUAUUGCCAUAGCCGUGGAGUUUACCACCGUGAUCUCAAGCCAGAGAAUCUGCUUCUAGACGAAAAUGGAGAUUUGAAGAUAUCUGAUUUCGGGCUAAGCGCGUUGAGAGAGUCGAGGAAACAAGAUGGUUUGCUUCACACGACAUGUGGAACACCUGCUUACGUGGCGCCUGAAGUGAUCUGCAAGAAAGGGUAUGAUGGAGACAAAGCUGAUGUUUGGUCAUGUGGAGUUGUGUUGUAUGUGUUAUUGGCUGGUUUUCUUCCGUUUCAUCAAAAAAAUCUUGUCGAAAUGUAUCGGAAGAUCAAGAAUGGGGAAUUCAGAUGUCCAAACUGGUUCCCUCCUGAGGUCAAGAAGCUACUAUCUCGAAUUCUUGAUCCCAACCCUAAUUCAAGAAUAAAGAUUGAAAAAAUCAUGGAGAAUUCUUGGUUUCAAAAAGGCUUCAAGAAGAUUGAAACGCCUAAAUCGCCUGAUAGUAAUCAGAUCGAAUCGCUAAUCAGCGACGUGCAAGCAGCCUUUGCUUUGCAGCCGAUGUGUUACAAUGCAUUUGACCUAAUCUCAUCGUUGUCUCAAGGAUUUGAUCUCUCGGGAUUGUUUGAGAAAGAAGAGAGAUCAGAAUCAAUGUUUACAACAAAGAAGGAAGCGAGAGAGAUAGUGUCGAAAUUUGAAGAGAUAGCUACGAGUAGUGAGAGAUUUGAUUUGAAGAAAAGCAAUGUAGGAGUGAAGAUGGAAGAUAGAAGAGAGGGAAGAAAAGGACAACUGGCGAUUGAUGUUGAGAUAUUUGAAGUGACAAAGAGUUUUCAUAUGGUUGAGUUUAAGAAGAGUAAAGGUGAUACAAUGGAGUAUAAAGAGUUUUGUGAUGGUGAGCUUAAGCCGUCUUUGAAAGAUAUUGUUUGGAAAUGGCAAGGAAACAACAAUAGCAACAACGAGAAACUUGUCUAG
Molecule: messenger RNA, 1308 nt
Organism: Eruca vesicaria subsp. sativa (arugula)
Lineage: Eukaryota; Viridiplantae; Streptophyta; Magnoliopsida; Brassicales; Brassicaceae
Source: the annotation of a GenBank genome assembly